Corticium candelabrum is the source of this 7288-nucleotide messenger RNA. RefSeq lists its product as uncharacterized. Lineage: Eukaryota; Metazoa; Porifera; Homoscleromorpha; Homosclerophorida; Plakinidae. Gene Ontology annotation, molecular function: zinc ion binding; polyubiquitin modification-dependent protein binding. Bases 21 to 7076 code for a protein of 2351 amino acids. Gene Ontology annotation, cellular component: VCP-NPL4-UFD1 AAA ATPase complex. The record is from RefSeq and is a predicted model, not a curated record. The transcript is spliced from 30 exons.
AACAUCCCAGGCCUCGCGUUAUGGCCUCUGGAGGGGUCGCAGUUGGAAGGCACUGCGACGCUUCAGACGUCUCAACUUCGAUUUCCGCGUCCGUUCCGCUGAGAAGCUCUUACAUCAACCCAUACAUAGAUCCUGACGAGAAAGUUGUCGAAGAAACCUUUUGUACGUACAAGCACGUCAAUGAAAGCGGACAGUUCGGAAUUCUUUUUAUCACUAACAAGAAUUUAUUCUUCUAUCCUCUACAUGGUGACAUAACAGUGAGAAAGAUGCCAUUUGAGCUUAUUGAAGAAGUUCUGCUGGGCAGUGAGUUGACACCGAGCAUUACGGUUUAUUACAUUAAUGGAACUAAGAUUGCAAUGACUGGUGUGGAAGAACAGGACAGAAUUUUGAGUGUCAUUAAUGAGCAGUUGAGUGCAAUGGCAGCCAUUACAAAGCCUCCACCUUCCAGUGAACAAAACUACAGCUUCGUUAAUGUUCCUCUUGAAGACGAGCUGGGCAGUGAAAUAAUUGACGAUGAAGUGGAACACACUUGGAGUUAUGAACAGAGAAGUUCAUUUGGGUCAUCGGUUCAUCGUGAGGAACAAGCGACUGGAACGUCAUUGCGACAUGAAAGUGGUGGUAGACAGUUUGUGUUGGCUCUUGUUACUGGAGGCUCUAGUACGUUGAUAACAUUUACUCGUGGAUUGGGUGAACGGUCGGUGGGACGUCCAGGAAACUCAGAACAUCAUGGACCUAGAGAGUCACCAGUGACUUCAGCUAAAUCUGGAGUUAUAAUCGAAGAGCUGCCAUCAGAUGACGAGGGAAGUGGAAAGCCAGAGAAGAAAGAAACGGAAGAACAUGACCAUGUGACUUCCAAGACAGAAAUACAGUCGGGAAACAGUGAGGAUGCUUUACCUGAACUGGUGGAGUCACCGCCUAUGUCAUCAGAGGGAGAGGAGGAGACUGUCAUUAAUCUUUUGCCUAACCCUGAUAAGGAAUGGGAGGUAACCGCAGAUGACUUGAGACCAGAGAAAAAGACGUUUUCUAUUGACUCUGCACCAUCUGUAUUGUGGGACAAAAAUGCUUCCGAAAAGGCAAAGAAAAAACAACAAGAAAUUGACGAUGAUGAAAAAGACAUAGACACUACAGAACACAACUCAUUGCCACUUAGUUCUUAUAACGAUAGCACGUUGGCUGAUGAUGACACGAGUUCACUACAAAAUUCCAAGAACAGUCAACAUCCAGAGAAUCACGAAUCUGAUGAACGUCUAGCCAAUGAAGACACUUUAUCUGACAUGCGACUCGACUACAGUGGUGAUGACACUGAUCCCAUUCUUGCUCUGUUGAGAGCGCUAAGCAUGACGUCAAGAGACCCCAGCAAUAUGGCCAUGCAUGGUUCACGCUUGAACGAGUCUUCAUAUGGAGGACAGUGUCCAUACUUUAUGUCAGGAUACUGCAAUCGUGGCAGCAAUUGCCCACUUGACCAUGGUGAGGGUAUUCAGUUGGCUGACAUUGUGGAACAUGCGGCUUCUGAUGACGAAGAUGAUGAAGCUUCUUCAUAUGGAAAUGUAUUGCAGCGACAGCAGCAACAGCCAAGAAUGUCGCUUGAAGUGCAGUGCUACUCAAUCAUCUUCUGUGAUUUGCCUCAGAAUGUUGGUGACACUGAAAAUACUGAUCUUUUUAUUCUGCCUCGACGGCUGGUUCAGGCACUUGGAGGUGGAAUCUUUUUACCUCCAGCUUUCAAAGUUGAGAAUCCAGCCAACGGAAAGUUUGUGCAUGGCAGCUGUGCCCAACUUGUAUCGGUUCAGGAUCAUAUUACAUAUAUACCCAAUUGGAUGAUGAACUAUAUUGACGUGAAGGAUAGUGAUAAAGUCAUUUUGAGUGUUGCAGAUCUUCCUCGAGGUACAUUUGUGAGGUUUCAGCCAUUGUCGUCUGCAUUUUUGACUAUUCCAUUAGAUCAAAGACAGACUGUUUUGGAGCUUCAACUGAGGAGAUAUGUGACUUUGACCCAAGGAUCUGUUAUUCACGUGUCCUAUGAAAUGAACACGUAUGGUCUUCUAGUCUUAGAAUGCCAACCAGCUGAGAGCAUCGUCAUUAGAAAUGUUGAUCUUGCAACAGACUUUACAGAACCAAAAGAUUUCGAUGAGGAUUAUGAUCCACAGGAGGGCCAAGCUCAGAAGCUAGACCUGGACAAGCCGUUUAGAUGCACAGUACCUAAGGGUGAACAUCGACAUUUUGUGCUUUUGUGUUUACCUGGACAACCGUUUCCAUCUCGUGUGUGUGUGGAGAUAAAAGCUCAUUUGGGUGACCCGGAUCUUUUUCUUUCACAGGAGUUUAGUGCACCAACAAGAUCCAGAUACACGUGGGUUUGUCAGACAGUCGGGGACGUUUCUAUUGAAGUCGGAAAACAUACGUCUCAGUUCUCUUCAAACAAGGCACUUUAUGCGGGUGUUGGAGCACUCACUGAAGACGCAGAUUUUACGAUAUGUUAUAAACGAACUGACACAGCUGCAGCUGCAGAAGCUCGACGAGGUACAGGUGGUCAAGCUUUACGAGCAACAAACAACAACGGUGCCAUACUUGCAAGCGAUUUGGAAGUACAGCUGGCGUCUGGAGGACCUAAUGAUAAACAGUGUAGUCAAUGUGGCAUGUGGAUGCCAGAGUUUCGACUCGUUAUGCAUGAAAAACAUUGCACAAAGUCAACAUACAAAUGCCCGGCUUGCAAAGAGAUUAUGCCCAGAGAAAUGAAAGAGAAGCAUAAUAUCAUCUCUCAUGAAGACUUGAGUUGUCUCUGUGGUGUCGUUUUACCGCAGGUGCUGCUGCACGAACAUCAGAAAACAAGUUGCUCUAAACGUCCAGUUCAUUGCAGUAACAAGUGGUGCAAUUUGUCAGUUCCUUUGGAGCAGCUGGAGGACCACGAGUUCACAUGUGCCAAUCACGUUACUAAUUGUCCUAUUUGUCAGGAGGAGCUGCAAAACUGUCAGCUGGAAGACCAUCUCAUGUUACACCAUGAAGUAGACACGGACGAGUUAGACUGGGCACAACCAUUGUUUCCCCAGCUGAAACGUUAUCUUAAUAAAAAAGAUAACGACUCUGAUUCUAAUUUUGACGUUCCACGGCAUCCACUACCUGCAUCAGUGAGCAGCCAGUCGAGUGUUGUGCUUACAGACAACCAGGAAUCGUUAAGUUCAGUGCGGUCGUUGUCGUCCCAGAAUGACGACCAUGCAAGAACUCGAAUGCUUCCAGAGUCAGGGGAAGAUACGACGUUUGAGGUCGGUGGUGUGAUUGCAUCAAAAACGCCAGCAUCCUCAGAUGCUUACCAGAGGAUUGAUGAGAGACAAGGCAGCGGUGAUGCUGUUUGUUUUUCAAGCGUUUCUGAGUCGCCUACGGAUUUCGUUGUAUGUCACACGUGUUCUUGCGGAGAGAAAUUCGCUGCUGAAGACAAUAUGCAAGUCCACCAGCUCACUACAUGCAAGAACAGGGAGGAAACCGUUGCUGCUAUACCAUCCAGAGAUAUUCGAUUUGACACUGUCUUCAACAGUAGAAAUUCAGUUAAAGAUGCAUAUACGAACAGAAGCGAAGACUCGGCAUCAGAAACAGUCACCUCAACUGCUCCACCUCCGUAUCAGGCUACAGACACCCACGCAGCUCAAGACAUGGCAAACCAAAGAGACAAGCAGACAGCACAUUCAUUCCCAUCAAGCGUCGCUGUUUGCGUGUGUGCUUGUGGAAAAGAGUUUGCAACUGAAGAGAAAAUGGAAAUGCAUGAGCUGACUGAGUGCGACAACAGAGACAACAAGGUUGUAUUGGAGUCUGAUGCUAUGCAGGACGAUACGUCUACUGGAAAGAGAAUCGAAGAUAACCAGACACUCGGACAUGAGACAGCAGCAGAGACAGCAGCUAGUAUACCUACAGAUGCAGACCUGCAUUUGCCGAGAAUAGAAACAAAGCAGCCAGACAAACAACCGCCACUCGUCCUUCCAUCUGAUGGUCUGCAUGAUGGACUUAAACAAAAGAAAGAACCAGCAAAGCUUGUUGUGGUAAACACAGGCAGUUCUGUCUCAGCUGAUUUUCUUGACAAGAUAAGGAGGAAAGUGGCAAGAAGACAAGGUAUGGCGACGUCUACCUCGUCUGCAAGUCAACAACCCGUGGCAGCUGCUGUGAGAGUUGCUCCCAAUACGAGUGCAGUAACAGUGCAGCAACAGUCUGGGUCUAAUGUCGUGUCUCGUCCAAAGUUUGUAUUUGAUCCGAGCGUCUCUCUUGGAGUGAUGCGCUCCUUUCCUCGGCAACCCAAGUGUGAAUGUGGAAAACGGUUUGGCAAUGAAAAGUUGCUAGAAGACCAUAAGUUGGCCAGUUGUGAACAAGCGAAAGAGCAAGCAUCAGAGAUUGCCUCACCACAUGUUAGUACAGCAUCUACCAUCACACGUACAGUGGCACCUGUUUCCACAUCUUCAGUGGCGACUGUUUCACACCCUUUAGCAGCGUCAGUUUCAGCACCUCUGCGAGCACCCUUUGCAAUACCGACUGCCUCAAAACAAAAAGAUCUUGUUGUUAUACGUCGAGGUAACGAGACGACUGCUGGGGCACCAGCUACGAGUGACAACUCUGGGUUUGCUGAUGAUUUUCCGAGGAUUGAGGAGUGUAUGUGUGGGAAGAAGUUUCAUGAUGAAGUAGAGCUGCAGACGCAUCAGCUGACGGACUGUCCAAUGCGGGACGAUGUGGUGGCUGCUAUCGAGGGAGGACGUUAUAGCAGAUUAGGUCAACAUCCACACGCUGCAUUUGGUCAAUCAGCUGCUGAGGUGUCCACACAGGGCGGGAUGAUGUUGUCUAUGCUUGGCACGGCGGACAGUUCAGAUGGGAGUAGAACAUGUGCGUGUGGCAAACGUGCUGACAACGCCGAAGAACUUCAAGUCCACAUGCUUACGGAGUGUGAACUCAAAGACGAUUUAAUCGCUGAAAUCAAUGCAAAAAGCUCCGGCGAGCAUCUACAAUCGAGGCAAUAUGAACAAUCUCCCACAUCAAAUGGAAACUCUGGGAAUCAGCCAGUAAUGCGAGGUAUUCAAUCAUCGAGUCAAGACCCACAUGCAAUGUCUGGACCAGCGGCGUUAGCUGCUAUGCGUAGACACGGGGGUGGCGGCUCCCUUGGUGUGCUCAGUGGGGGUACACAGAGUGGUCCGUAUGCAUCGGAAGGACAACAGACGCACUACACGAAUUCAACUGCCAGUCGUUUGCAGCCUGCUCAACCGGAUCGGAUGUUUGGCUUACAUCAAUCGAGUUCUACAACAGGCAGAUUAACGUCAAACAGUCAGCACAAUCGAGCUGCUGCUGUCAGACAUUCUGAGAUAUGGGGUCCGCCGGUAAAUCCUUCUGGUACAUCUUCGGGUGCAUCGCAAGUUUCACAGGCAAGGGAUGAUGACAGCCAGGGUGGUAACACGCAGUCGAGUGGCUUUAAUGUUGAAGAGUUGCUGUUGCAGUAUAAGUGUGGCUGUGGGAAACGAUUUGCAACCCAAGAUGUGAUGGAAACGCAUCAGAUGACCAACUGUGAUAAACGAGAUGAUUACCUAAACAUCUACGGUCGCGAUUCAGUCAUGGACCCGCCCGAACCGGUACCGGAAACAACAGAGGAACAGACAUCUGAACCAUCAGAAACUACAAAGAAUGCCAGCGGGCCACACCCGAUUGGACGACUAGGUGGCAUGACCUCAAACAUGGAAUUCGGUUACCGUGAAUUCGGCGGCCCCCACGCCUCCAGUCUGAGACACACAGGAUUGGCAAGUGGUCCACAGAUACCCCAGAGAGCAUCCGGAGAUGUCCCUAGUGGUAGUAGUCUAGGAUCUGGAUUCGCACCACAAUAUUCACAAAUUUCGUCCGGGUUUGGUUCUUCAAGUGGCACAACAGAAACGGGCCGAAUGCAGCCGUUUAGCGGUGGCGGUCACGUGCUGGGUGGAAGUGGCGGUGCAAGCACAGGAGGUUUGCCAGAGAUGAGGCAACUGAUGAGUGUGCCGGGUCAUUUGAGUUUUGGCGACGGCGGCAUGAGACCUGGAGGCGUGACGGGUGACAUUAGUUUGAGAAAUCAGCAUUCAGGUGACAACCCUUAUGGGAGACAAACAACCGGAAGUCAAUUGUUUUACGAUUCUCGUCCUACAGGCUUUCCUGGUCACUCUUCUGGUGAAUUGUCACAUCAGUGGUCUUCUGGUGGACAAGAGCUCGGGCUUGGGUUGGAAUCUUCUACCGGAUCGGCAGCAAGCUCGAGACCAGCAAUGCAAUCAACGCAGUUUGGUCAACCUCCAGGACAUGCACUUUUUUCGAGUCGGCCAGGCAGUGGAUUCGACACGUCUAGUGGUGUGGGUUCUAGUCAAUCUUCGUUUGGAUCAUUUGGUGCUACAGGAGGAGCAGACGUUGGUAUGACAGGUUUUGGAUCUUCGAAGAAUGCACCGUUUAUGGACACCGGCAAUCCACAAGCGCCAGCAAUGAACCACAGGAUGACGAAUCCUUCGAUGCUUGUGGAAGGAACGCGUCAGGGGGGAAGUGCAUUAGGAUCGUUUCAGACACCGACAACCUUUGGUGCCGUACCACGUCAAGCAGCACCAAUGGGCGGCGGACAAGUCGGUGGACAGAGUAUAGGAGGACAAGGACAAUUUGGAGGUAUUGGACAGUUACCCGGAGAAAGGUCGUUUGGUCAUGGAACACUGAAUGGUGGACAGUCUGGUGGCGGUCAAUUUGGUGGCAGCCAAUUUGGUGGCGGCCAGUUUGGUGGCAGUCAAUUUAGUGGCAGCCAAUUUGGUGGCAGCCAAUUUGGCGGGAGCCAAUUUGGUGGCAGCCAGUUUAAUGGCGGUCAGUUUGGUGGCGGCCAGUUGGGUGGCAGACAAUUUGGUGGAGGAGGUCAGUUUGUGGGUGGAGCCCCAAGGGGUGCAGCACCUCAGAUGAUGCCACAGAGUGUACCUUGUACGUGCGGCAGGAAGUUCGGAGUAACUGAUGACGAGCUCAUAGAACUGCAGACUCAUUUGGUCACCGACUGUCCUCAUCGUGUGCAACACGAACAGAGUGUUAAUCCAAUUGAGCAGUUGUUGGCACAAGCAACGCAAGGUGCAAGAUGAGACAUUUUGAUAAGGCAGUAUUGGGUUUUGUUAACGCAUUUCUAGGCUUCAAUUCUAAUCAUCUGACUUAAUAGUCGUUUCGUUGGUUUUUUUCAGUCGAUCAUUUUUCGUCAUCUUUUUACAGUAGGUUUACUGUCUAUAGCGAAAUUUGUGUCGUUUGGUUAUGCUGUUGUACUAGUAGGUUGUGAACUGAUGACAGUUUGCUUAUUCAA